AUGAUCGUGGGGUGGUCAUCAUUCCUGGAUAUAUUCCACAGGUACCCCGGAAAGCUGUAUAGAGAAGCUGCUCAACAGCUUGUCAGGCGGUACCCCGUGCUCAGGGACGUCUCGCUAGAAGGGCAUUCUAACAUGAAGUACAGUUCUACUGCAGCACAGACUGCAAGGGUGCUGUGCACUCAAACAUUGGUACCUUUCAGGGCUCAUGGUAUGGCAUUACAAAACAAAGGCAAGAACGGUAGGCGAAGAUUGGGAAACGGCAUGCCAGAGGUAAAUGCUGCCAUGGAAAAAAGAAGGUCACACAAAGAAAAGGGGGCUGAGGCACAUCCAAGGGAACCACAACACAUUCCACGGGAGUGUACCCACGCUUCUGUCUUUGGAGAAGGAGAGGACGAAGCAUCCAUCAAUGGCCACAUGGCUUUCAUGGCUAAAGAGAUGAGGAAGGGUGUCUUUGACAAGGAAAAAGUGAAGAAUGCAAUGGACAGGACGUUUCAGGCACGGAGAAACUGGAUAAAGACCGAGCGUCCACUAGUGCAGGACGUACUGAACAAGUACCCUGCAUUAAGACAUGAAGAAGAAGUUAGGAAUGAAUUCCAGCGCCUCACUGGCGUAGAAGCAGACACUUCGCUGCUCUCCUUCAUAAACAACUGUGGCGAAAAGGUACUGCAGCUAGCUUCACAGAAGAGAGCUCUCCAGGCUGAACUGAAAGCAUUUUGGAAGGAACUAGAACAGCUGCCAACGUCAGAACAAAAGUACUACUUUGCCAUCGGAGUAAUAAAGCCCCUGCCAGGUCUGCUCAGAGAGAAUUGGCAGAGACUCGUAGUCAAGCUGGAACCCGGCAUCCAGCACACUUAUCCGACCAUCACCUACACAGGCGAUGACCUGCUUACAACUGGGAGCAUCAGUGCUGUUGCAGAAGGACUCUCAGUCAACGCCUUGGAUGCCACCUCAGCUGUAUCGCUGUUGCUGUGUUUGUAUUGGACCUUUAAUAUUGAGUAUUCGCCAGUCAUUAAGAACACUCUCUCUGUACUAGAAUGAAUGCUGGGGGUGAAGUACACCCGCCUAACAGCCCUCCCACUGCGGGUUGUAACAGCGCUAACAGCUUGAUGUGGACUCUAUUCCUCUCUUCAGCUUUAACCACAUAGACAGUGUGUUCAAAGUUGCGGUCUCAGGUUACGUGGAUGAUUUUCUACUCCAGUCACGCGCUUAAAGACAAUCAGUUAACUAACUUUUAGCUAUUACUGCUAACAAGUGUGUUCAGUUAGUAAACUUUGAGGUGGCCAUAUUUCUAGGUCAUUCCAUUUCAUACAAUCUUUGUAGCGUGUCCAUGUUCCGAGACAUUUAACUUCUUAUUUCGGCAAUUUGUGUAAAUACGGAUGUCUGAAUGGAAAGAUUGGCAGAAAGCUCAAACCUCCUUGGAAUGUGAGAUUCUAUUCACCUCCAUGUAACUCAGUUGCUGCAUGGAGUUUUGUGGCACUUCUUGUGGCAGGUAUAGCAUAAAAAGGGUCUUUGGUCUUAACAAUUUGCGAAUUCUGUGCAGGACACAUUCAUGGAAUAUUUUGGUAACUUCUUUCGUUGGUACGUAUUUAGUUGCGACAAACAGCUAUCCCAGGCUUGGCCCUCCCCGAGCAAAAAAAAAAAAUCCUGAA
This is a messenger RNA of Ornithodoros turicata, 1649 nucleotides long. RefSeq lists its product as uncharacterized. Bases 1 to 1038 code for a protein of 345 amino acids. The record is from RefSeq and is a predicted model, not a curated record. The transcript is spliced from 6 exons. Lineage: Eukaryota; Metazoa; Arthropoda; Arachnida; Ixodida; Argasidae.